AUGGGCGGACCGGCGUCUCCCCUCGGACAGGCCAAUAAAAUCAGAGUGCGUUGCAUAACAGGACUGCAGUCGGUGCAGGUUCACCUCCACACAGCGGUUUACCUCCUCACAAUGGCAGCUGCGAAGAAAGUCUGCAUCGUGGGCUCUGGAAACUGGGGCUCUGCCAUUGCCAAGAUUGUGGGUGCCAAUGCUGCUCGGAAUCCCAAAUUUGACAAUACUGUCAAAAUGUGGGUGUUUGAGGAGAUGGUGAAUGGGCGCAAACUCACUGAAAUAAUCAACGCCGAUCAUGAAAACGUGAAGUAUCUUCCUGGACACAAGCUACCAGCAAAUGUGCUGGCGGUGCCGGACCUGGUGGAGGCGUCCAGCGAUGCAGACAUUCUGGUGUUUGUGAUCCCACACCAGUUCGUUGGGAGAGUGUGUGACACAGUGAAGGGAAAGAUAAAGAGCGACGCGCUGGGAAUAUCCCUCAUCAAGGGUGUUGACGAGGGGCCUGACGGGCUCAAACUCAUCUCUGACGUGAUCCAGGAGAAGCUCGGCAUCACCAUGAGCGUGCUGAUGGGGGCCAACAUUGCCAAUGAGGUUGCAGAUGAGAAGUUUUGCGAGACCACCAUUGGCUGUAAGAAUAAAAACCACGGGGCUCUCCUGAAGGAACUCAUGCAGACCAACAACUUCCGAGUUACUGUAGUGGAGGAGUACGACGUGGUGGAAAUCUGCGGAGCCCUGAAGAAUAUUGUUGCGGUCGGGGCAGGUUUCUGUGACGGUCUGGGCUUCGGGGACAACACAAAGGCAGCAGUGAUCCGGCUGGGCCUGAUGGAGAUGAUCGCCUUCGCCCGCAUUUUCUGCACUGCUGGGCCCGUGUCCUCUGCAACCUUCCUGGAGAGCUGCGGCGUGGCUGACCUCAUCACCACCUGUUACGGUGGCCGCAACCGAAAAGUAGCCGAAGCUUUUGUUAAAACGGGCAAGUCCAUCGAGGAUCUGGAGAAAGAGAUGCUGAACGGUCAGAAGCUGCAGGGUCCAGCAACAGCGGCUGAGGUCUAUCUCAUCCUCAAGCACAAAAACCUGAUUGACAAGUUCCCACUGUUCAAUGCAGUAUAUCAGAUCUGCUUCCAGGGCCAUCCAGUCACAGAGUUCAUAAGCUGCUUGCAAAAUCAUCCAGAGCACAUGUAAAGAAGAAAAAAAAACACUGAGUGCCUUCUUAACAGAGAACAUGACCCCUUUUAUGUCACCUGCCAGAAAGAGUUGGAGGGUGACACGUCACUCCACGGCUGUCAUGCGACUGAACAGCUCCAGCCAGCAAAAUCAUGUUCAGGUUGCAUAACGUGUUUUUAAGUUCGAGCACUUUGUCCUUAACAUUCAGUUGCUGACAUCUUUUUUUUUUGUUUUUUUCUAAAGUGCGGUCUUUUAUUUCCAGACAUGUACUAAAACUUGUAGGAUAAUUGUUGAGUUUUCUUUCCCUCUGAUGGUCGGAUAGCUCUUUUAGCCUGAGAUGCAUGCGUUUUUUAAAAAGCCAUGUGAAAUCAGUAUGCAUGGUGUCAGUUUUUAAAUCCCAAUGCUAAUAUAGAAAUUCCGACUUCACAAGAUAUCACACUUAUUUGAAUUCAAACUUCAGAAGACGCGACAGUGACUGCAAUUCAGUGACUAACAUUUGUACAAUGUUUAUAUGAUACUACACAAUGCAUUCAGAUUUCUACAAGUUCCAACCACUCAGGGCAAAGAGUUAUUGACAGCCUUCUGAAGAGGGAUUUAUCCUUAUCGAAAAUUCAUGUUGCCGUCCAGUGAACGCCUGUCCAUCACCGCACAUUAUUUAAUUAUAGAUGUAAUACCUCACUUCGUCAUGUCUUUGUAUGCUUUAAGUGUCUUACAUAAUUCACAAGAACAUUUCCUGCCUUGUACUGUAUAUGAACAUGCUGUCGAUCGCACAGUGAGUGUUUUUAACAAAGAAAGCUAACGUGCCUUAAAAUGCAUGGUUGUUAAGUCUUGUUUUUGUGUUUAGGGUUUCUUUUCGCAGUCAAAUCAAAGACUCAAAGGAUAAAUUCUGGUUCAUUUCAACUUUGUGAGUACCAGUAAACCCAGUACUGUGGCUCUAUGUCAACUUUGUACUCACCACCUCUAUCAUAGAUAUUUUGGAGACAUGAGGAGUUACACAAAAUACAGAUUUAUUUGCCCACCAGAUGAAGACUAAAGGUGUAAUCCUGGCAUUUCUCACACACAUUUCACAUGGUAUUCUCCUCCCCUCCCACUAUCUAUUGUUACCAUUUUUAAAAUCCCCUUUAGUACAAACAGCAACCUUCAAACCGUAAGCUACACCUGAAAAUGCAAAGUGUUGCUCAAGAUUUGAUUGUGCUAGAAUGCAAAUAUACAACAAAAAGUUUCCCCUUGACAUGUUUUUGCAGACAUCAUCUGCAUACUGGAUUUAGUGCCAAGCAGCACAGUUGAUUUGUAAAAAUAAAAACAACCUAGAAGGUUUUUUUUUCCACCCCCUUAUGAAUGCUAAUGAGGUGCAGCCAGGCCAUUCUACAGCACUGUGGAGAUAGAUUUUUGCCGUGUGACACUACAAAGCAACAUGUCAAGGGGAUUUGUGUAAUUAUGUGAAAAUUACGUUUUUUUUUUUUGUUUUUUUUUUUAAAGCUACAAGGAGCUCACACCAGUCGCCCCAAUAUAUGCGGCCUCGAUUCCCAGAUAUCUGGAACAAAGGUGGAGAGUGUGAAGUUAUUUUGACCCAUGGAGCCACAAUAGCUGGUGAUACUAAUCCAAUGCACUUUGUCAAAUUUGUAAAUAUCUUCUCACAAGUCAUAAGCUUUACUUAUGUUCGUACACAGGCCUUGCUCUGUAAAUGGGAACAAAAUGGCUCGGACCAACCCACACAUUAUUAUUCCAGUGUUUCCUAUGCAUGUUCGUAGUGGAAAAGGAGGGGGAGGGAAGAUGUGGGACAGUGCAAGAGGGGUGGUAAACCUGGCACUUGUUAUCUCACUAAAUAUCAAAAUUCUGGGCCGCUGCUAUAGCUCAUUUGGUUGAGCUGGCAACCAAUGUAUAGGGGCUAUAAAAGGGGCAGCGGCUAUUUCACCUUUAGGGAUUUUUAUAAAUCCCUAAAGGUGAAAUAUUGCAGGUUGAAAUAAACCAGAAUUCUCCUUUAACAUACCGUCCAUCGAUUACGCCAUUUGUUAACGUGAUCCUGCCUGAACCAGUUUUCCCUCAGUUACAUCUAAUGCAUUGGAAAUGAUCCCAAUAUUUGUUUGUGAAUAAAUUAAUUCAGGUGUCAAA
This is a messenger RNA of Stegastes partitus (bicolor damselfish), 3261 nucleotides long. Its product is annotated as glycerol-3-phosphate dehydrogenase [NAD(+)], cytoplasmic-like. Gene Ontology annotation, molecular function: glycerol-3-phosphate dehydrogenase [NAD(P)+] activity; NAD binding; protein homodimerization activity. Gene Ontology annotation, biological process: carbohydrate metabolic process; glycerol-3-phosphate catabolic process. Lineage: Eukaryota; Metazoa; Chordata; Actinopteri; Pomacentridae. The record is from RefSeq and is a predicted model, not a curated record. Gene Ontology annotation, cellular component: cytosol.